AACUAGUGUUACCACAAAAAUUGUAUGCCACAAAUACAAAAAUGGCGUCUGAACAAGACGAAAACGUUGUGAUAGAAAAUUCAGUGCGCCGCACACGCUCCGGCCGACCGGUGGCAGCAGCAGCUGCAACGCCAGCGCGAACAACUCGUCGCACUUCCAAGCGGCAAGCACAGUUGAGUGAUCCCGAGGAGGAAAACGAGUUACAAGUCAACAAUAUUGAAGCAGCCAUGGUGCAGGCAGAUGAGGAUGAGCAUAUGGUGCAGACGGAGGUGGUCAAUCCUGCUGUCGUUGUUGAGGGUCAGUACGAUGAAGUGGAGCAACUGCAGGAGCAUCUAGAUGACGAUGUGGAUAUGUUAGCCACCACAGAAACAACUGGCGGUGUUGAUGAAAAGAGUUCCUCAUUUCCAUUUGGUGCCGUGGCGGAACAACAUUCGGAAACCAGUGAUGAUAUCAAAGAAAGUCGAACUGAUGGUGAUGGUGUAGAUACCUCACUAUUGGCCUCAUUGGCUGGAGAUAAUGCCAACAGUUUGCCAUCUGUGGGUGGCAAUGAUGAAGCAGACAUCAAUAAAAAAUCUGACUUUGAGUCUAAUGUCGUGGAUGCACUUCAGCCACAGGACAGCAAACUCAAUUCAUCUGAGGAUUCCAGCUCGCAUCAUGCCAUUGCAGAGAGCUUGGCCGAUGACAUGGACACCAGCAAUGCAACAAUUGUGAAUACAGAAAUCAUUUCAGAGGAUGAAUUGCCUCCUCCAAGCAAACCAGAGAUCAACGAUGCCGAAGAGGUUUCCGAUGAGGAAUUACCAGCUCCACAACGUGCUGAACUGCCGGCAGAUGCUGAAGUAAUCUCCGAGGAUGAAUUGCCCACUCACAACAACAAUAACAAUGUUAGCGAUGGGAAGGUUGGUAUCAAACGUAAGGCUGGCAAGGAUGUCGAUGUAUCGCCGACUAAAGUAGACGACGAGCUGCAGAAUAGCAAUGAAACAAGCACGAAAGUGAACUCUGCCGAACAAUAUAAUCCCGGCAGUCCGACCACAGAGAGCAACGAUGCGCCGCCUUCAGAGAAGCGAGCGAGAGUUGAUGAAGCCGAUGGCGAGCAGAAAGACAAGGAAAAGGAGAAGGAGAACAAAAAGGAUAAGGAGCGUGACAAGGAAAAGGAUAAGGAUAGGGAGAAAGAUAAAGAGCGCAAAAAGCUGCCCGAUCUGGACAAAUACUGGCGUGUCGUCAAAGACGAUGCCACCGACUUCACCGGCUGGACAUAUUUACUCCAAUACGUGGACAGCGAGUCUGAUGCGGAGGCGGCACGCGAAGCUUACGACACAUUCCUGUCGCAUUAUCCCUACUGCUAUGGUUACUGGCGGAAGUACGCCGACUAUGAGAAGCGCAAGGGCAUCAAGGCCAACUGCUAUAAGGUAUUUGAGCGUGGCCUAGAAGCAAUACCUUUAUCGGUGGAUCUGUGGAUACACUACCUGAUGCACAUCAAGUCAAAUCAUGGGGACGACGAGCAGUUCAUACGCAGUCAAUAUGAACGAGCUGUCCAGGCCUGUGGUCUCGAGUUUCGUUCCGACAAACUCUGGGAUGCCUACAUACGCUGGGAGAACGAAUCCAAGCGUUAUCAGCGCGUUGUCCAGAUAUACGACCGUCUGCUCACCAUACCCACCCAAGGCUACAAUGGCCAUUUUGACAAUUUCCAGGACGUGAUAAAUCAGCAUGCAGUUACCGCCACAAUUGGUAAUGAGGAGCUUGUACGCUUGCGUAAGGAUUGGCACGACCGUCAGCAGAGCAAAUCAUCGAAGUCCUCGUCUAAAAGUCGACGUGACAGCAGCAGCUCUAAGGAAGCUAAAAGUGAUCGAGAACGUGAUCGUGAACGCGACGAAAAGCAAAAGGAUGAUGCAAAAGAAACUCACGAUACAAGUGCCGAGGAAUCGGCUAAUAUUACCGAUCUGACUGGAAAUGAAUCAUCGCCCUCCACCGUCGUCGCCUCAAAGACGCCGCAGAUUGACUUUAGUGAUAUUGGCACGCUUACCGAGGAGGAGAUAGCUGGCAUUAAGGAGAAGGUCAUCUCAGCGCGCCGCAAGGUGCACAAGUCAACUGUGGCUGCGGUGACGGCACGCUGGUCUUUCGAAGAGGGCAUCAAGCGUCCUUAUUUCCAUGUGAAACCUUUGGAGCGUGCUCAGCUCAAGAACUGGAAGGAUUAUCUGGACUUUGAGAUUGAAAAGGGUGAUCGUGAACGAAUCCUGGUGCUCUUUGAACGUUGUCUAAUCGCCUGCGCCUUGUACGACGACUUUUGGCUUAAGAUGCUACGCUAUCUGGAAUCGUUGGGUGAGGAAUCUCCAGAUGUUUUGGAUAUAACUCGCGAUGUCUAUCGUCGUGCCUGUCGCAUUCAUCAUGCGGAUAAGCCCAGCUUACACUUGAUGUGGGCUGCUUUCGAGGAACUGCAGAUGAACUUUGAUGGCGCCGCUGAAGUCCUGGAGCGCAUUGAACAACGCUGUCCCAAUCUAUUACAAAUUGCCUAUCGUCGCAUCAACGUUGAACGUCGUCGUGGCGCCCUGGACAAGUGCCGUGAGCUCUACAAGCAUUAUAUUGAGAACAGCAAGAACAAAGCCAUCGCUGGCAGUUUGUCCAUCAAGUACGCUCGAUUUCUUAACAAGAUCUGUAAUAAUCUCGAUGCUGGCCUGAUGGCGUUACAACAGGCGCUAGAACGUGAUCCGGCCAACACACGUGUUGCACUCCAAAUGAUUGAUCUGUGCUUGCAACGACCGCAAGUUGUGGAGCUCGAGGUUGUCCAGAUUAUGGACAAGUUCAUGGCACGCGCUGACAUCGAACCAGAUCAGAAAGUGUUGUUUGCCCAGCGGAAAGUCGAGUUUCUCGAGGACUUUGGCAGCACGGCCAGAGGAUUGCAGGAUGCACAGCGUGCGCUCCAACAGGCACUCAGCAAGGCCAACGAAGCGCAAAAGAAAGGCAGUGACGGCAGUCCCUCUCGCAAGGCAUCGACCAACAGCAAGGAUGGAGCCGCUCUCCCCAGUGGCUCGGCAGCACCAGCAGCUGGCUACAACAAUGGCAAUGCGGCAGCCGCUAAUGCAAACUACAACUACAACUCGGCUAACUCAGGGGCAUAUUAUGGUCAACCAAGUGGAGGAGCCGCCUAUCCGCCACAGCAGCAGCAACAACAACAGCAGCAGCAAUCCUAUGACUCUUACUAUAAUCAGUGGGGUGGUUAUGGCUCUGGUGGCGCCAGCACUGGCACCAAUUACAAUUAUGGCCAAUGGAGCGGUUAUGGUAACUACUAUUAGACAGUUGGGGCAAGCAAACCCUAGAUUUUCGCCUUUGUCAACCCCAGCACCGUUAAAUUAGUGAAUAACAUAAAGAUAUUUGUAAUUUUAUAUUGAAUUCUUAUUAUAAAUAAUUUAAAAAAAAAAAAGAAAUAUGUAGCAUAUACGUAUGUGAAUAUAAAGUGCAACAGCCACGCCCACACGCAACCUCAAUGUAGACGGCAGGCAGCCGCAAAGCCACAAAUACAAAUUAUAUACAAUAAAGGAUAUUAAUU
Drosophila innubila is the source of this 3541-nucleotide messenger RNA. It is a transcript of the gene Prp39, whose product is annotated as pre-mRNA-processing factor 39. Gene Ontology annotation, cellular component: U1 snRNP; U2-type prespliceosome; commitment complex. Lineage: Eukaryota; Metazoa; Arthropoda; Insecta; Diptera; Drosophilidae. Gene Ontology annotation, molecular function: protein binding. The transcript is spliced from 8 exons. The coding region runs from base 42 to 3287 and encodes 1081 amino acids. The record is from RefSeq and is a predicted model, not a curated record. Gene Ontology annotation, biological process: mRNA 5'-splice site recognition; RNA processing.